GGAAGGGUCCGUGAUAUACGCCCUUAAAAAUAGGGUCAUGUUGAAACGAAUUGGAAUUGUAGCGUUCAACUGGUUUGCUGCUUCGACAGCUUACUACGGCCUGUCACUGAACUCCGGCAAUCUUGUGGGCGACUUGUACGUCAACUACGUCGUGACGGCCGCGGUGGAAUUACCAGCUUGUGUCUUCACGUAUGUUACCCUGGACAGGCUAGGAAGGAAAGGCCCUCACGUGUUCAGCAUGUUCCUCUGCGGGAUCGCCUGUCUCACAAACAUCUUCAUAGUACUAUACGUGGAUAAGGAACAUCAUUGGAUAACGGUGGCGCUCUCCACCGUUGGAAAGUUCGGGUCAACGGCAGCUUUCACCACGAUUUAUAUCUUCGCCAGUGAAUUAUUUCCCACCACGACCAGAAACGGCAUCAUGGGGCUCUGCAGCGUCGGCGGUAGAGUAGGAAGUAUGGUUUCACCAUAUAUAGCUAGUCUGGGUGACCUGAUCGUUGGAAUCUACGGGGUCGUCCUCCCCAUGACCAUAUUUGGAGUCAUUGCCCUGGUUGCUGGCGUCCUGGCCAUAUUUUUACCGGAAACCAUGGGCGAGGCACUGCCUGAUACUAUAGAACAAGCUUUGGAACUAGGCAAGAGAAAGAGGAAACAGUUGGGAACAGAUGAGUCAAAAAUAAUAAUGGACAAUGAUACGUUCAUUGACAGUUGCAGGAUCUAUGAGACAUUUGGAGAGAAGAAACCUGCAUCGGAUCAAGUGACACUGCCUUCAUAUCAGGUCCAACCUGACAGGAUUGAUGAGAAAAACAUAGAGAGUACGCGGAUUUGAUGGAGGAAAAUCCAUUAGACUGAAGAUAUAUAUGUGCGACUCUAUGGGGACUGAUGAAUUGCGUAACUGAGGUCGUGGUUUUGCCUUUGUUCUUCUUUUGUUUCAAAUCCUCAAUGGGAACUUUAAAAGUGAUGAUUUUGAUUGAAUCUAAAUCAUGCAUUGUUAUCAAGAACUUUGUGAAGAACCUACAUGUAUAUAUAUAUAAUACAGUAGAACCUAUCUAUUAAGGACACCCUCCGGACUGACAAAUGCUGUCCUUAAUAGAGAGGUGUCCUGAUUAGAGAGGUCAAAUUGAAUGGAAAGUACCAAUUUGGGACAAAAACUAGUGUCCAUAACAGAGAGGUCGUCCUUAAUAGAGAGGUGUCCGCUA
Molecule: messenger RNA, 1193 nt
Organism: Lineus longissimus
Lineage: Eukaryota; Metazoa; Nemertea; Pilidiophora; Heteronemertea; Lineidae
Product: organic cation transporter protein-like
Exons: 5
Coding region: 38-823 (261 amino acids)
Biological process (GO): transmembrane transport
Molecular function (GO): transmembrane transporter activity
Source: RefSeq, a predicted model, not a curated record